This is a messenger RNA of Plasmodium cynomolgi strain B, 1251 nucleotides long. RefSeq lists its product as hypothetical. The coding region runs from base 1 to 1251 and encodes 416 amino acids. The record is from RefSeq and is a predicted model, not a curated record. Lineage: Eukaryota; Apicomplexa; Aconoidasida; Haemosporida; Plasmodiidae. The transcript has 3 exons.
AUGGUUGACGACACAAAGGACAGCACCGUUGGGGAUAGCUCCAUCGGACGUACCUUCGAAUCGUGCAGUAGGACAAGGAGCACUGCGCACAGCGUAUCGGAUAUCCCACCGAUGGGUCGUAGUGAGAAUCGCGAGGAGUCCUCCUUCAAUUCGCUCUCGCUACAACUACUGCCGGAUGUGCCAACCACCCAGGGGGAAAAGCCAAUCAAGUCAAGGAAAAUGAAUACGGAUAUGUGCAAAAAGGGACACACUGAAGGAUGCGUGGACUCCUCGAAAAAGCCAAGUAAUACGGUGAGCAACAGUACAAGGUUCCUAAAGCUACUCAAAGAGAAGAACAUCUUGCGCAACAUUUUAUCAUUCCUGAAGUGCAGUGAUUUGUUGGAGUUGCAAAAGACGUGCUCCAUGGUCUACGUCCUGGUGAGCGACUUCCUGGACUAUAUUUGCCUCCACAUAUUUUUAAAAUUUAAGAGAGCCUACGAGGGGUACUUUACUCCCUUCGAUUGUUUCUACAAGUACGAGGUUCUGUACACGGAUAAUCCGUCCUUCCGCCUAGACUGCAUCCUGCUCGCGAAGAUAGAAAAGCGAGCUGUCGGGCACAACAACCGAUUCGGUUACAAGUACAAGUAUCAGUUUGACGCAAAUCAAAGCAGCUACCACGUUUUUUACAAUUUCAACGUUCUUAAAAAAAACGUAGCGAGAAAAAUCGAAAUUCACAAAGACAUUUCAUAUAACAAUGGAGAUGAUAUUAACGUCUCGCACAUCAUAAGUAACGACGUUUGUGCCAAUGACUAUAUAUGCAUUCCAAUAAAUUUAUUCAACAUUAUUGGCACUGUUAAUUUCCAUUCUAUCACAUUUAUGGAGAAUAAAUUGAGCAGACACGUCACGUACAGCAACGGCUUGGAUGACCAGCUAUGGUAUGAGAGGGAGGAAUACAAAACGCUGAUUAAGGAGGAUAACUUGGUUACUUCUGAGUGUUUUCUUCCAUAUUUGAAGCACGUGAAGACUAUUUACUCCGGGAUCGACGUGACCGUUAUGAAGUCGACCUACAGGGCGGUCCAGCCUGGAAAGCUCGGCCGGCGGAGCUACGCCCUCUGGGGAAACCACUUCAUAAUCGAAAGCAAGCCAGACCCCGUGUUCACCUUUCUGAAGCGAGAGGGGCUGCAGCACGACUACAUUUACCAUAAUUUUUAUCUGCGCGUAGGGGACUCCAUCGUUUUUUACUUGAUCCGGGGCGGCAAUCACGACGUCUGA